AAACAUGGCAGGCACGAUUCAGCUGAUACGCACCGUGUCUCUAUCAAAGACCUUCUUGCUUGCAUGUUUCGUGGCGGUUGCCGCAUUUGGCUCGCUUGAGCUUCUGCUUCUGAUAUUUGACUUCUUCAAGCGCCGCCGGGGGCUGUACUUCUGGAGCCUGCUCUUAUCGACUCUGGCCACCCUCAUCUUCACCAUUGUCAUCACACUUCUGUGGUUCGCAGUACCGCAAGCGCGCUUUGGUCUGGUCUUCGUUAUCGUGAUUUGCUAUCCCACCCUCAAUGUCGGCAAUACCCUGGUCAUCUACUCGCGGCUUCACCUCGUCACCAGUGGCCGCAAGAUUCGAUGGCUAUUUUGGAUGAUCGUCAUCAGCUCGGUGGUGUUUCUACUCCCACAGGCCAUCAUCGUCACGAUUUCCGCCUCUCCUGACGGCGAACAUGUCAGAGAUCUGUACAGAGUCUUCGAGAAGCUCUCCGUGACGGCCACCUGCGUACGCGAGAUAAUCGUGGGAGGCGUCUUCGUCUGGGCGACUGCCCGCAACCUCAAACCUCUGAUCGUGAUCAAGGGCCGGGAAGGACGCAAAAUGGUCAUCUAUUUGAUUAUCGCGACCACCAUGAUGGUUGUUACCGACAUCAUCAUCGUAGUCGUCGUCAUCUGCGGCCAGCUCUACAUCAUCUCUGCCCUGACAGCUUUCUUCUCGGUCCUCAAACUGAAACUAGAGUUCUUCAGUCUGGGGAAACUAAUUCGCCUGAUUCAAAGCGCUCCAGGCGUCUGCCACCACCAGGCCACCGAGGACAGCUCCCUUCGCUUCAACGAUAAUUCCCCCGAGGUCGACAACCUGCAAUUUAACCAAGGGUCUGCGCGCAGCACCGGCGCGCAGUCCGGCCAACAGCCAAGCUCGCAGGAGACAACCCAGACCCACCAAGAAGUGACAGUCAGCCCGGACAAGGCCCCAGAGGCACCCUCGUCACCCAGGACGGGCGAUUCGAUGGCAACCACAUCCCGCACGCUGUCGACCGACCCUCUCGUUCACGGGCGACAAGACCUCGAGGCCCUCGAGCCCACACUCAGCGCUCAGCAUCAUCUCUCACCACGAACAUGGAGCAACGCAGUAUAAGAAGCCGUCGGUGCUCGUUACUGUUGGUGCCUUAACCAUUUCCUCACCCUACCCGAAUUUGUAACUAGUUUGCAGACCAACCUGCUUGUUUUAUUCCAGUGAUGAAGAUAUACCCUGGUGGGUGGUGGGGCUUCUUGUCAUGUAUCACAUAGCCAAGGACGAGAUG
Molecule: messenger RNA, 1280 nt
Organism: Aspergillus uvarum CBS 121591
Lineage: Eukaryota; Fungi; Ascomycota; Eurotiomycetes; Eurotiales; Aspergillaceae
Exons: 1
Coding region: 5-1114 (369 amino acids)
Source: RefSeq, a predicted model, not a curated record